AUGUCAGUGACAUCCACCAUUACCAGUCAGUCGGUACCAGGGAAUGGAUAUUUUGGUGAUACAACGGAUCACCAAUGGAGUCCUGAACAAAACAAUCAAAUCACUCAACCUGAACAGGUCCAACAAUGGCAAGAUGUGCGACAGUUCGACAUAGCCAAUGGGCAAAUACAUGAAAACUUUAAUCUCCAACCUGGGCCUGAACAAAAUACUUAUAAUGUGAACAAUCAGAAUCAUUUCACUACACCAAGCUACGAACUGAUUGAUUUAUCGAACCAAAAAGCUUUAAAUCACAAUAUGUCAUACUACAAUGUUCCCAAUGGAACUAAUACAAAUUCAGCAUUCAUGACAGUGGGCUAUCCCAACAACAUGAUGAGUCAAAGAGUUGGACCAGUUUAUACCACUACAAAUAAUGCCUGGAAUAAUAGCAACAACGCAAUAACUAGGCCGAUGCCUGUAUCAAGAACAAGUUGGAUAACACCAAAAACGGGCAAUGGAGUCACAAAAAAACCAAAAAGAGUUCGCACUGCUUUUACAAGUCAACAGAUGAUGGAAUUAGAACUUGAAUAUACAAGGACUAGAUACCUAGAUCGCAAUCGUCGAUUGGAGCUAUCUGAAAAGUUACAACUCAAUGAAAGAACUAUAAAAAUAUGGUUCCAAAACAGACGCAUGAAAGAUAAAAAGGACAGGGCCGAAAGUAAUGAAGAAUCCGAAGCGACGAGUACUACAGAAUCAUCUCCGGAGAUGGGAAUGCCUCAUUUAUACGAUAACUAUCAUCAAAACAUGCCGUACAAUGAAUUAAACCGUUUGAAUUCGUACAUGGAUCAAAACGUAUCUCUAAUGCCAGUAUUAGGUAAUAAUGGAGUACCCAUUCCUGUGCAGAAUAUUAUGGCUAAUAGUCAUUCUGGAUAUUAUAUGCAUGGCACGAUGCCAACUCAGGUGGACUAUAAUCGUUCUGGUCAAAUCCCAUUAGAAGAUUACUCAAAGAAAGACAUAGCAGCGACUUCGGAGACAAGUAAAGAAAACGACGAUUUCAGCGAAUUUUUAAUAAAAAAUGAGCCAUCUCCAACCACUACAACUGUUGAAGAUGACAGCAACGUUGGUAUCAAUGAUGGAAAUUGGGAUUUGUCGUGGAUUCGCAUCAUAGAUUCUAACGACGAAGCUUGA
Leptidea sinapis is the source of this 1164-nucleotide messenger RNA. RefSeq names its product homeobox protein engrailed-2-B-like. The transcript is spliced from 2 exons. Gene Ontology annotation, cellular component: nucleus. NCBI's taxonomy places the organism in Eukaryota, Metazoa, Arthropoda, Insecta, Lepidoptera, Pieridae. The record is from RefSeq and is a predicted model, not a curated record. Bases 1 to 1164 code for a protein of 387 amino acids. Gene Ontology annotation, biological process: regulation of transcription by RNA polymerase II. Gene Ontology annotation, molecular function: DNA-binding transcription factor activity, RNA polymerase II-specific; RNA polymerase II cis-regulatory region sequence-specific DNA binding.